Molecule: messenger RNA, 2150 nt
Organism: Oxyura jamaicensis (ruddy duck)
Lineage: Eukaryota; Metazoa; Chordata; Aves; Anseriformes; Anatidae
Gene: PLEKHA2
Product: pleckstrin homology domain containing A2
Exons: 12
Coding region: 187-1440 (417 amino acids)
Cellular component (GO): membrane; cytoplasm
Molecular function (GO): PDZ domain binding
Source: RefSeq, a predicted model, not a curated record
CGGGUUUGCUAAUGAGAGACGUAAUUAACCCGGAAAAAAGCGACGGCGGAGCCGCGGGCACACCCCCUCCGCCGCCCGGCCCUCCUCCGCGGCUCGGCGUGCGCGCAGCCCGCAGCCCCCGGCCCGGCCAUGCGCGGGGGGCGCAGCCCAGGGACGUCGCGGGGGUGAUGCCAGAAGGAGCCCGGCAUGCCGUACCUGGACCGACAGAACCGUAUCUGCGGGUUCCUGGACAUCGAGGAAAAUGAGACCUGCGGCAAGUUUCUGCGGAGGUAUUUCAUCCUGGACACCCAGGCCAACUGCCUGCUGUGGUACAUGGACAACCCGCAGAACCUGGCCAUCGGUGCGGGUGCUGUUGGAUCUCUGCAGCUGACCUACAUCUCCAAGGUCAGCAUCGCCACCCCGAAACAGAAACCGAAAACUCCGUUCUGCUUUGUUAUCAAUGCUUUAUCUCAGCGCUACUUCCUGCAAGCCAGCGAUCAGAAAGACCUGCAGGACUGGGUGGAGGCUCUCAACCGGGCCAGCAAGAUCACGGUGCCGAAGGGCGGCGGCGUCCCACCCGCCGCAGAGAUCACGAAGCCCCCGGCGGUGCCGCAGGCGCAGGACAGGAAGCCUCAGGUUGCCUACAAAACCGAGAUCAUCGGCGGCGUGGUGGUGCACACCCCCAUCUCCAUCAACCAGAAUGGAGGGGACGGGGCAGAGGGCAGCGACCUGGCCGCCCACCCACUGCUGCGGCGCUCGCAGAGCUACAUCCCCAUCUCGGCCACCAAGCCGCCCGCCGGGCCCCCUGCCAUCAAGAGCGGCUACUGCGUGAAGCAGGGGAACGUGAGGAAGAGCUGGAAGCGCCGGUACUUUGUCCUCGACGAAUUCUCCAUCAGUUACUACAAGUGUGAGCAGGACAAGGAGCCCUUGCGUUCGAUUCUCCUGAAGGACGUGUGCAAGACCCACGAAUGCCUGGUCAAGUCUGGUGACCUCCUGAUGCGGGACAACCUCUUUGAAAUCAUAACGAGCUCCAGGACCUUCUACAUCCAGGCGGACAGCCCCGAGGACAUGCACAGCUGGAUCCGCGCCAUCGCAGGGGCAGUUCAGGCCCUGAAAACCCGCCCGAGGGAAAUCUCCUUCAUGAGGUCCUGCUCCAUGACCAAGCCAGCCCCUUCCCAGCAGAGGCAGCUGGCGGAGGAGAGGAAAGCGCUUUGCAAAGCCCCCUCGACCUCGUCCUGGCAGCCGUGGACACCGGUGCCCCAGGCGGAGGGGAAGCAGCCGGCGCUGGCGGAGGUGCCGGUGCAGAUGAGGGACUCCGUGUUCGUGCCGGCAUUCACCGAGCGCGAUGUCGGUGCCAUGCCGGGCCAGCGCCUGCGGCACAGGUCGGAGCCGCAGCACCUCAAGGAGAAGUCCUUUGCCUUCGACCUGGACGAUGAAAGCAUCCGGACCUCCGACGUCUGACGGCGCUGAGCCACGCCACGGCUGCAGGGUGCGGGGACUUCGGGACACGUGGCCGCUGCCGCGCUGGUGGGGCUGGAAGAGCUGGUCUCCUUGGUACUUCUGCCCAGCCCUUGGGACCUGGCCUGCCCCGUCGCCUCGGCUGGGCCGAGAUUUGGCUCCUUUCCUCCACCGCCGUUCCUUCAUGCGGUGCUGGGCUGGGCCAGACGUGCUCCCUGGUGCCUGUGCUCUGCUGGGAGAAGCGGGGCUCCUGUCCUGCUCACCCCUCAGUUGUGUCUCGGUGAGCCAGGGGCUGUGGUCUGGUAGCGGCUGGCUGAGGUAGUUUGGGGUUUGGGCAAGCCGCCUCCACCCCGGCACUGCGUGCCUCCUGCGCAGGGUGGGAAGCGCCAGCUCCCCACUGCCCAGUGGAGGGGUGUCCUCUGCAGCAAAUGCAUCAUUUCUCCCCCAAAACAACCCUGGAAGAAACAGCAGGAGGACUCAGAAGCAGGAAAGGGGGGGAGUGAGGUGGCCUUUCUCAUUUCUGGAUAAAUGUUUUUCUCCUCUUUUGUGCUGCUCAGUCUUCCCCCGGCACAGCCAGGGAGCCGCACCACAGCGCAGCUGUGCUCGGAGCAGAGGAAGCGCUGCAACUUCCAGUGCUGAUGACAUUUUUUCCAGGAGACCAGCUCUUUGCCCUGUUCGACUAAUGGUGUAUUGGCAAAUCUGUUUGCUUUUAA